Molecule: messenger RNA, 991 nt
Organism: Plutella xylostella (diamondback moth)
Lineage: Eukaryota; Metazoa; Arthropoda; Insecta; Lepidoptera; Plutellidae
Source: RefSeq, a predicted model, not a curated record
AGGCUGGUAUAUAAUGGGUCAAUUCGUUUUGGGGCAUCACAGUCGGUGUUCGGGCUUUGGAUUUCAUAGUUUGUGGUCGAAUAGACGAAUUAGGAAAAAUGAAACUGUUCAUCACGGCAAUGAUCAUCGGCGCCUGCUCAGCGGCUCGUCUGGAGCACCUGGAGCGAGGCUACCUGCCCCCGGACCAUGGACCUAACUCCAUUAAUGGUCUUUCAUCCUUCGGUGGACCAUCGUCAUUUGGAAACCCGUCCUCUGCUGGUCCAUCAUUGUUUGCUUCGAGGGCAUCUUUUGGAGGUUCUUCUGGAGGUUCCUUUGGUGGAGCUUCCUCGUUCGGUGGAGCGUCAGCGCCGGCGUUCAACUCUGGGUCUCCUUUGAGUGCGAAGGCUUUGAAGCAGUACCUGCCUCCUGACCACGGCCCGUCCGGUGGAAACGGAAAUGGAUUCGGAUUGGGAAGCCGAUCAAAUUUCGGAGCAUCAUCCCAGAACCAGCAAUACCGAGGUGCCCAGCAGUUCCCGGCAUCCACCCCUGAAGAACAGACCCCAUUCGGUGCUCAGCCCACUGGCCAAUUCGGGCAGUCUCCCAACGGGAACCAGUACGGCCAAGCUAGCAGUGGUUUGAACCAGCAGUAUGGACAAGCCAGCAGUGGAAACCUACAGUACGGCCAAGCCAGCAGUGGAAACCAACAGUACGGCCAAGCCAGCAAUGGACAGAGCCAACAAUACGGCCAAGCUAGCAGCGGUUUGAGCCAACAGUAUGGCCAACCUGCCCAAUACAAUGCUCCAGGACAGUUUGGACCCAACGCCCCGUCUCUUGGUGCCGCUGGACGCCAAUACUUGGUCCCAAAGACCACCAGCAGUUUCGACAACAUCCCCCAGCAAGCUUUCGAUGAGGAGACUGGAUACCACUAUUAGUCUAUAAUGUAGUAGAGAGAAAUUUGUUUGAAACUAUAAAUAUGUAUAUUUGAGAUUAUAAUGACGUAUUCUUAGAAUAA